Lolium rigidum is the source of this 1612-nucleotide messenger RNA. Its product is annotated as beta-1,4-mannosyl-glycoprotein 4-beta-N-acetylglucosaminyltransferase-like. Bases 61 to 1227 code for a protein of 388 amino acids. The transcript is spliced from 2 exons. NCBI's taxonomy places the organism in Eukaryota, Viridiplantae, Streptophyta, Magnoliopsida, Poales, Poaceae. Gene Ontology annotation, cellular component: membrane. Gene Ontology annotation, molecular function: beta-1,4-mannosylglycoprotein 4-beta-N-acetylglucosaminyltransferase activity. Gene Ontology annotation, biological process: N-acetylglucosamine metabolic process; protein N-linked glycosylation. The record is from RefSeq and is a predicted model, not a curated record.
CGCCCUUUGCUGCCGUCGGAUUCGUCUGCUCUGGCGGCGGCGGGUUGAUUCGGCGCCGCGAUGCCGGAGCCCGGCAACUACGGCCACAAGAAGAACGACGGCAUCUGCAACAGCGUCUGCGGCGAGCCUGCAUCGAAGGCUGUUCUGGCCAUGUCGAGGCUUAAGUGUGCGCUCAGGGGAUUCGAUUUCAGGGUGCUGCUGGCCCUCUUGAUUGGCGUGCCAAUGGUAGUCUUGAUGAUAUACGCGCACGGUCAGAAGGUCACCUACUUCCUGCGCCCAAUCUGGGAAUCUCCUCCCGAGCCCUUCAAGAUAAUCCCUCACUACUACAACGAGAAUGUCACCAUGGAGAACCUUUGCAAGUUGCAUGGGUGGAAAGUCCGGGAGACCCCGCGCCGGGUUUUCGAUGCUGUGCUCUUCAGCAAUGAGCUUGACAUCCUUGAGCUCCGUUGGAAUGAGCUCAGCCCCUACGUGUCGGAGUUUGUGCUGCUUGAGUCCAACUCAACUUUCACUGGCAUGACGAAGCCCCUCCACUUCAAGGAAAAUCGCCAUCGGUUUCGGUUUGCUGAAUCCCGGCUGACGUAUGGUACGAUUGGGGGAAGGUUUGUGAAGGGCGAAAAUCCGUUUGUUGAGGAGUCAUAUCAGAGGGUUGCCCUGGACCAGCUAAUUAAGAUUGCGAAAAUUGAGGAUGAUGACAUAUUGAUCAUGUCAGAUGUUGAUGAAAUCCCAAGUGGGCACACCAUCGAUCUCUUGAGAUGGUGCGACGACACUCCUCAGAUACUUCAUCUUCAGCUCAGGAACUACCUGUACUCGUUCGAGUUUUUCCUGGAUGACAAGAGUUGGAGGGCAUCAAUACACAGGUACAGGUCUGGGACGACAAGGUAUGCGCAUUACCGGCAGACCGAUGUGCUCCUUGCUGAUUCAGGGUGGCACUGCAGUUUUUGCUUCCGCUACAUCAGCGACUUUGUCUUCAAGAUGCAAGCGUAUAGCCAUGUGGAUCGAAUCAAAUUCAAGUACUUCCUGAACCCUGAAAGGAUCCAAGAUGUGAUAUGCAGAGGGGCAGAUCUUUUCGACAUGCUUCCUGAAGAGUAUACAUUCCAAGAGAUCAUUGCCAAGUUGGGGCCCAUUCCAAGUACAUAUUCUGCCGUCCAUCUUCCUAGCUUCCUCCUUCAGAAUGUCGACCGGUACCGGUAUCUUCUCCCUGGAUACUGCAGGAGAGAAAGUGGCUAGGUUUUAUGGUUCACCUGGCACGCUGCUGUGCAGGGGUGCUUACCGCCAGGCUGCCGGAGAGCGGCUGGCACUGGCAGUUGCAUCUGGUAUGAUUGGCUGACUUAGUUGAUGGUUGUUUGGGGAGUGGUUAUGGAUGGGCUCAUGAUUUUGUAACGUGUAAUGGAACAUGGGAGCACCUGACAGCAUAGCGCAUGCUUGAUCGAGGCUUUGGUUACCUUUCCGAAAGAGCUCAACCGUGUCAUUGCUUAUUCAUAUUCCCUCCCUGAUUGAUAUAUAAAACGCAGAGCUGCUGUAGAUUGACACUUAAGUGAAAAAUUCAGUUCCAUAUGCUGUACAAGUGGCCUUGCCCUGCAGAUAAUUACAUGUGCAUGUGUUCAUAUUUUCA